Molecule: messenger RNA, 1706 nt
Organism: Coturnix japonica (Japanese quail)
Lineage: Eukaryota; Metazoa; Chordata; Aves; Galliformes; Phasianidae
Gene: ZP4
Product: zona pellucida glycoprotein 4
Biological process (GO): binding of sperm to zona pellucida; prevention of polyspermy
Cellular component (GO): egg coat
Molecular function (GO): structural constituent of egg coat; acrosin binding
Source: RefSeq, marked provisional
AUGGUGCUUGGCAGGAGAGCAGGAUGGGUGUUGUAGGGCAGUCCCUGGCUGUGUUUGGAGCUGUGUUCUUCUGGGGGUUGCUUGGUCCCCUUGUUUUGUUUGCAGGGACUUGGAGUAGCCCUUUGGCUGACCCUGGCUUGCUGGCAUGUGGCAGAGGGAGUUUGCAGCUCACCUUUCCUCCUGGCUGGGAAGGGAAUGUUUCCUUUGUGCUGACUGCUUGGGAUACUGAGGGUAAGGCACAUGCUCUGCAGAAUGAUUCUGGCUGUGGUCUCUGGGUGUCUGAGGCUUCAGAUGGCUCCAGGGUAGUGUCAGUUUCCUACACCAGCUGCUAUGUCUUCAGAUGGGAUGGAAAUUACUUCAUAAUUUUUGGGCUAGAAGGGACAGAUGCUGCUGGACAAAAAGUUCUUCAUGAAGAGAAGCUCUUCUCAUGCCCUGCAGACCUUCCUGCUCUGGAUGCUCCUAGCAGCAGUGUCUGUUCUGCUGUCCACAUUCAGGACCGGCUGUCCUGUGCCUCCUUACCCGUUAGCCAGGGAGACUGUGAAGAGCGAGGCUGUUGUUAUAACCCCAGGGACAAAGAGAAGACGUGCUAUUAUGGUAACACAGUGACAGCACACUGCUCACCAGAUGGCCAGUUUUCCAUUGCUGUCUCUCGAGAUGUGACCCUGCCACCUGUUGCCCUGGAUUCUGUGCAUCUGGCCAGUGGGCGCGUUGCUGGCUGCAUCCCUGUAGUGAAAAACAAUGCCUUUGUUGUGUACCAGUUCCCACUCUCUGCCUGUGGCACUACUUUUCAGGUGACUGGAGAUCAGGCCAUAUAUGAGAAUGAGUUGGUGGCAUCCAGGGAUGUGAAGACAGGGAGCCUUGGUUCUGUCACUAGGGACAGCACUUUCAGGUUACACGUCCGCUGUAGCUUUGCCAUCACUGGGAGUUUUGUCCCCUUGAGCGUUCAGGUCUUCACAUUGCCACCACUCCCUGCUGUCUCCCAGCCUGGUCCUCUGUCCUUGGAGCUGCGUGUUGCCUCAGAUGAAAGAUACAGUUCCUACUACACUGCCAGUGACUACCCCAUUGUGAAGGUUUUGAGAGACCCUAUUUACAUAGAAGUUAGAAUCCUUCAGAGGACAGACCCUGACCUGGUUCUAGUACUGCACCACUGCUGGGCCACACCAAGUAUCAAUCCUCAUCAACAGACACAGUGGCCUGUCCUGGUGAAUGGGUGCCCUUAUGCAGGAGACAACUAUCAGACACAGCUGGUACCUCUGAGUACUGCCUCAGGACUACUGUUUCCAUCACACUACCAGCGCUUCACCUUCUACACAUUUACCUUUGUGGACUCAGCUUCCCAAGAGUUGCUCUCUGGGCUGGUGUACCUGCACUGCAGUGCCUCAGUGUGCCACCGGUCUGUGCAGGAGUCCUGCACCACCACUGUUUGUCCUGCUAGAAUCAGAGGUAGAAGGAGUGCUGAGCAUACCCUUAAGGAUGGUCCCUCCCGGGUUUCCAGCAAAGGCCCUGUUAUUUUCCUGCAGGAUGAGUUAAGACAAGUAGCUGAUGUGAAUGAUUUCAGAGCAGCUCCAGCCACCUGGACUCUGGGUUUUGCUGCUGUGGCUGCUGGGGCAGUGCUGAGCAUGGUGCUGGUGGCUGCUGUGCUGUGGUGGAGAAAGUGAUCUCACUUGUUACAGGCAUCUGUGUUGCAAUAAAGUGGUUCCCAAACA